AUGAAGCUCCUGACAGCUGCCCUGGGCUUCUUGACCCUAGUCCUCCCCGUAGCAUUGGCUUCGCCACCUACUCACUACGACAACACGCUCAACCCCCCGAGGGCCGAUCCGCACAUCCUCAAGCACACGGAUGGAUGGUACUACUUUGUCGCGACAGUCGCCGAGUUUGACCGCGUCAUCAUCCGGCGGGCACUGACAAUACAGGAGCUCCAGAAGGCCGAGGAGACCACCAUGUUCCAAGAGUACGAGUCUGGCCGUGGCAGUGGUGAGGUCUGGGCACCGAAGCUUCACUACAUUGACGGCAAGUGGUAUGUCUACGUAGUCCUUGGGUUGGCCAAGGAAUGGUACUUCCGGGCGGCGGUGCUCGAGGGCCGAGGCGACAACCCCAUUGAGGCCGAGUGGACGGACCUUGGCGACAUCCAGACCGACUGGGACACCUUCUCGCUCGAUAUGACGACAUUCGAGGCCGGCGGGACACGCUAUGCCUACGAAGACCUCAUGGACAUGGCAGCGUGGACAAAGUCCCAGGAGCCUGUUUUUAAGAGUAACGCCGAGACGGUGCAGUACGGCCCGGUUCAUGAUUGCUUCACCUUGUCCGAGGAUGGACUCAGCGAUGUCAUGGUGUACCACAAUCGCUGGUACAAGGACAUCGACGGUGACCCGCUGGACGACCCAAAUCAUCGCACACGUGUCCAGAAAGUAUACUGGCGUGCCGAUGGGUCCCCGGACUUCAGAAUUCCAGUCCCAGAAGGUCGGACGCCAGCCCGUCUCCGGCUCGCUGCAGACGAAGACGCAGUGUACUACGUGCACGGUACUAGCAAGGGAGAGGCGCUCAAUGCUGUCGACGAGGCUGGUAGGCCGUCGCUGGCUGAGGCGCAGUUCCGCAUCGUGAGGCCUGGGCUGGCAGGCAGCGGCACGGCCGAUGACGGAUCCGACGGUUUCAAGGGUGAUGCGAGCUUCGAGCAGCAAGAUUGCCUAUCAGACCCUGAGGGUGUCUUGUUCAGAGUCGCCAGUGGCGAGAAACAUGUCAGAUUUAGCAGCGACAGUGCGCUGGUCGUCGGGGACGUGGCCGGCGGGCAGGAGGGACAAUCGAAAUUCUUCUUGGAGUAG
This is a messenger RNA of Geosmithia morbida, 1110 nucleotides long. RefSeq names its product Glycosyl hydrolases family 43. The transcript is spliced from 3 exons. Gene Ontology annotation, molecular function: alpha-L-arabinofuranosidase activity. Gene Ontology annotation, biological process: L-arabinose metabolic process. NCBI's taxonomy places the organism in Eukaryota, Fungi, Ascomycota, Sordariomycetes, Hypocreales, Bionectriaceae. The coding region runs from base 1 to 1110 and encodes 369 amino acids. The record is from RefSeq and is a predicted model, not a curated record.